AUCAAUAUUAUGCAAUAUUAUUUAUUUAUUUUUGCGAAAAAGUCCCAGCUGAUAUCGUUCCAGUUUUCGUUUUUUCAUUUGUGAAACGUAAGGAAAAACUGACAAAUAAUAUAUACCUUUAAAUUUUUUGUUAAAAUGAACGAUUUUAGCCUUAUAACCAGCUCAAACUAUUAUUCUCACCCUUAUUUGUGGUCAUCUCAUCACAAGACGCCAUUUUACCCCGACUGCCUUAAGGAGAAAGAACCUCGCGUAGAUGACUAUUUAGACGAUUGUGGCAAAGAUGCUCUAGCGAUCAGGCCAUACCCGAAUUUCUAUAAUAGCCACCUUCCAACAACAGCCGCUACCCAGCAUUAUGAUAACUAUGAAAAUGGCAAUCUAUACGAAUACCUCAAUCAAACGGGCUUGGAUAGGGUGAUAAGCAACGUGGUCGAUAACGCUUAUUAUAUGGACUCGGCCCAAAAUUUCGCGGAAACAUUCAACGCCUACUCGUCCCCGCUCCGCAAACAAUGUAAUGAACGCCUAUUAUUAGCCAAAACGAUCAAAAAAGAAGUGAUAGAAGAAGAAAGCGACGAAUCUAGUUCGCCUUCUCAGCUGACUUCGUUAUCACCGCCUUUUAGCGAUUCGUUAUCGCAAGAAACUUCCCGCCGCAAACAUCAUAACAACGGUAACAUACAUAAUCAAGAAAAUAAGGAUUUGACAAAUUUUGUUACUCAGAAUGAAAAAAUAUCUACUAUGGAAUCUCAUCAUUACGAUCAAAACAUGGCGAGCAAUGCCAAGAUUAUAUACCCAUGGAUGCUAAAAAUCCACGGAAAUUCCUGCAAUUCCACCAAUUACAGCGGUUCAACAAUAGUCAAUGACGAAAACGACCCUAAACGUUGUAGAACAUCUUAUUCCCGGCAUCAAACUCUAGAACUUGAGAAAGAAUUUCAUUACAAUCGCUAUUUAACCAGAAGGAGAAGAUACGAAAUAGCCGCUGGCCUGGGACUUACCGAACGGCAAGUCAAAAUUUGGUUUCAGAAUCGAAGGAUGAAAUGGAAAAAGGACAACAAGAACAUUCAUUUUUGAAAAUAAAAUAUAUUUUUUUUAAUACGUAUAAAAGUUAGCCAAAAUAUAAUAGGUUUAAUUAAUAAUUAAUUUUUAUUUUGGUAAAAUUCUUCCAUUUUAAUCCAAUGCAAUUAUUACCCCUUCGUAGAAUUUAUAAUCAUUUCAUUACUAAUAUAUUUUUAUAUACUGUUUUUUUUACCUUUCAAAUUAUUUAUUUUCUAAAUUUUUAAAGAAAGAUCUCCAAUAAAUAACUUAACAAAAACUUCUUUAAUUAGCGAACUUAAGAAAAAAAAUGCCGCGAAAAGACAAUUUUAGCUUUCAAUGGCGUUUAUUUUUUUUUAAAUGUGUCGUUUAUAACUUAUAAAAUAACUCAACCCAACCUUCCCAUCCACAUAUUUUUUACUUUUUAUGUAAAAUAUAUAUUUUGUAAGAUAAAAAAAACAUUUUUGUUGGCUGAACUUUCUGUAUAUUUCAUUUAUUAUUAUAUUUAGUAUUUACUAAAUAUAUUCUAUAUUAAAAUAAAUUUAAUAAAUAUACUAAGAAAUUAUACAAGGUAAAAUAGAAGAUCAUUGUGAAAUGAAUGAAUAAUAAAUGUAUAAUUUUAUUAUGCAAUAUAA
Molecule: messenger RNA, 1661 nt
Organism: Gordionus sp. m RMFG-2023
Lineage: Eukaryota; Metazoa; Nematomorpha; Gordioida; Chordodea; Parachordodidae
Product: homeobox protein Hox-B6b-like
Exons: 2
Coding region: 136-1065 (309 amino acids)
Biological process (GO): anterior/posterior pattern specification; positive regulation of transcription by RNA polymerase II
Cellular component (GO): nucleoplasm
Molecular function (GO): DNA-binding transcription factor activity, RNA polymerase II-specific; RNA polymerase II cis-regulatory region sequence-specific DNA binding
Source: RefSeq, a predicted model, not a curated record